Diplodia corticola is the source of this 1215-nucleotide messenger RNA. RefSeq names its product rna-3-phosphate cyclase family protein. The transcript has a single exon. Gene Ontology annotation, biological process: endonucleolytic cleavage of tricistronic rRNA transcript (SSU-rRNA, 5.8S rRNA, LSU-rRNA); ribosome biogenesis. Gene Ontology annotation, cellular component: nucleolus. Lineage: Eukaryota; Fungi; Ascomycota; Dothideomycetes; Botryosphaeriales; Botryosphaeriaceae. The coding region runs from base 1 to 1215 and encodes 404 amino acids. The record is from RefSeq and is a predicted model, not a curated record. Gene Ontology annotation, molecular function: RNA endonuclease activity.
AUGGCCGAAAGCUCGAACGCGCCGAGGCUCACCUUCACCGGCCACCGUCACCUCGUCCAGCGCCUCGUCCUCGCCACCCUCACCGGCCGCCCCGUCCGCAUCUCGCAGAUCCGCAGCAAGGACGUCAACCCCGGCCUCCGCCCGCACGAGGUCUCCUUCAUCCGGCUGCUCGACGCCGUCACCAACGGCUCCACGAUCGAGUUCUCGUACACGGGCACGACGCUGGUCUACCGGCCCGGCCUGAUCGCCGGCAGCGCCGCCGGCUACGGCGCCAACAUGCACGGCGUGCUCAAGCACGAGGUGCCGCGCGAGUGCGCCCGCGGCCUCAGCUACUUCCUGAUCCCGCUGUGCCUGCUCGCGCCCUUCGCCAAGAACAAGCUCAACGUCACCUUCGCCGGGCCCGGCGUCAUCACCGGCGCGACCCCCGCCACGGGCGACGUCUCGGUCGACACGGUGCGCACGGCCGUGCUGCCGCUGUACGCGCAGUUCGGCAUCCAGGCCGACAUCGAGCUGCGCGUGCUGCGCCGGUCGGGCGCGGGCCCGGGUGGCCGCGGCGGCGGCGGCGAGGUGCAGCUCGUCUUCGGCCACCAGGUGCGGCUGCCGCGGACGGUGCACCUGCUCAACCCCGGCCGCGUCAAGAAGAUCCGCGGCGUGGCGUACACGACGGGCACGUCGGGCGCGAACAACGCGCGCAUGAUCGAGAAGGCGCGCGGCGUGCUGAAUCCGUUCGUGGCGGACACGUACGUCUUUUCGGACGUGUCGAGCGCGCCGCUGGUGCCGUGGCCGACAAAGGAGAAUCCGGACAACAAGCGGAAGAUUGGCGUGGGGUUCGGCCUCAGUCUUGUGGCCGAGAGCUCGACGGGGAUGCUGUACUCGGCGGACGUGGCGUCGCCGCCGCAGGGGGGCGUGCCCGCGGAGGAUAUCGGCUUGCAGUGCGCGUAUCAGCUGCUUGAGAACAUCGAGAAGGGCGGCUGUGCCUCUAGCGUCGGGGCGCCGACGAUGCUGACGCUCAUGGCUAUGGGAUCGGAGGAUGUGGGAAGGCUGCAGCUGGGAAGGGAUGUUGUGGGGACCGAGGAUGUCAUCCAGCUCAGCAGAGACCUGCGGGCGUUUGGUGCGAGCGGAUGGGGAUUGAGGGAUGCAGGAAACGAGGAGGGAGAUAUUGUGGUCAGCAUUGUGGGUAGAGGAGUGGGCAACGUUGGAAGGAAGAUUGCUUAA